Aspergillus japonicus CBS 114.51 is the source of this 1328-nucleotide messenger RNA. RefSeq lists its product as uncharacterized. The transcript has 2 exons. NCBI's taxonomy places the organism in Eukaryota, Fungi, Ascomycota, Eurotiomycetes, Eurotiales, Aspergillaceae. The record is from RefSeq and is a predicted model, not a curated record. The annotation marks the transcript as partial.
UCCGAUGAACCGCAAUCUAUCCUCGGAAAGCCUCUAUUAUUUCCCGUGCAGCUCAACCAUGUGCGUUUCAACCCUGUCAAGGACCAAUUCGCCAACAGAUUCCUCAUGAUCGGCAUCCCCGUCGGGAUACGCGCGCGCUACGGCAAUCUGCUGGCGAUCGACGACAAGCGGUUGACGCUCCGCGACUCGACGCAUGAUGGUCCAUCGUGGAGGUCCUUCCUGGCGCAGGCGACGUGCUGGCUCACGGUCGACGGGGAGCGGUACCUUCACCGCGGGGAUCAGGAUCUCGAUAUGCGGGCAAAAUUGGAUCGUUACUUGCUGAAAGAGCAGAACGAGGAUCCCUCCCAAUGGCCGUACGCGUACCUCCUCACCGUCCCGCGGUUUUUUUGGUGGUCGCGCAGUGUCGUGACGUGGUGGUAUCUCUACAACGCCGACCGCGAACUCGACGCGAUGAUCAUGGAGAUCAACAACUCCUACGACGAGAAGCGCAAUUACUUCUUCCGGGUCGAGCGCGGCGAGAACCCCAUCCCUGCCACGGCGAACGGCAAGACGACGGAAAAGCAGUUCCUCGAUGACGCCUGCACCAUCCGCAGCGCAUCCUCCCAACCCAAAUCCACCUACUACAAGGGCACCUGGCAGAAAUUCAUCUUCGCCUCGCCGUUCGAAAAGGUCGACGGCGCCAUUGCCAACCGGUUCAUGGAUCUGGCGCACGGCGCCCCGUGGAAGCCCAACGCCACGCUGCUCAACACCAACACGCUGAGCCCGCAGGGCAAAGUCAAGAUGGUCACGCGCAUCACCUGCUGUGGCACGCCGCUCGAUCCCGCGCAGAUGAGCUUCAGUGACCUGGCGCAGAUUGUACUGCGGUGGACGUUGCCGGGCGUGUUGACGACCCCGUAUAUCGUGCUCGAGGCGUUGCGGAUUCGCUGGAAGGGGUUGAUGAAGAUGAUGGAGAAGACCCCCGUGCGCAGUGGGAGUAUUGGUCGUCAUCCAACUCGGGCUGAACGGUAGGCUUGUUCCUGGACUUUUAUCCCUAGGCAUGUUUCUCAACUUGUUGCUAGUCAACUCGAACCUUUCUUCCGCGCCUACCUCGCCCACUGUGUCUCCUCCUCUCCCGACCCAGUGGAAGUAAUCUACAUCCCUUGCCGCGCUUUCUCCGAUGAGACCAUUCACAUGAGAUCCCCGUCCUGCUCAGCCGAAAGCACAUCCGUGCGGACCGUGACCAUCGAAGUCCUCGACCCCCCUUUCUACACGCGCAUCGCCAAUUAUUCCACCGCCUGGGAGGGACUAUCGACUGAAAUGCGCGCAACAGGCCAAGAGGCCGAUGCUGG